Messenger RNA from Penicillium cosmopolitanum, 594 nucleotides. RefSeq lists its product as uncharacterized. The coding region runs from base 1 to 594 and encodes 197 amino acids. The transcript is spliced from 3 exons. Lineage: Eukaryota; Fungi; Ascomycota; Eurotiomycetes; Eurotiales; Aspergillaceae. The record is from RefSeq and is a predicted model, not a curated record.
AUGCGCUCCUCCAUUGUCCUCGUCUCUGCCUUCGCGGCCGCGGCUCUUGGCCAAAACUCCACUUCUUACACCUUCCCCGCAGGGUUCAACAUUGGCCUGGUCAAGCCCGAUGAGCUGAACUCCUGGUGCACCGGUCAGCGCAAUGUCUGCCCCGAUAUCUGCCAGAGCGGAACCAAGCAAAACACUUGCGACCCGAAAACCCUUGUGUACAACUGUGUGUGCUCCGACGGAUCAACUCCCGAUGUCACUCCAUACAUCCAAACCGUCCCCUUCUACGUCUGCCAGGCCAAUUUCGCGCAGUGUAUUGAGGCUCACCCCAACGAUGCCGAUGGCCAGAAGACCUGCAAGGAGGCUGCUCACUGCGGUAGCAAGAACGCCAGUUCCAUCAGUACUACCACUACCGCUUCAUCUUCCGCUACCACCACUCUCGCCAUGACCACUUCUACCGACUCGAACUCGGACUCCAGCCAGACCUCGUCCUCCGUGGCUGCGGCCGCCACCACCAGCAAUGCGGCCAUUGCCAUGGGUGAGGGCUCUUACUCGACCGGUGUCUUGGCCGGUGCCAUGUUCCUGGCUAUCCGCAUGUUCCUGUGA